AUGGCGAAGAAGGUUAUAGCUCUGGUCAGCCCAAAAAUACCGACCACCUACGGAAACUCCGUAAUCCACCAGUCACAUAUUGAUUGCUUCGUUGAAAGUGAUAGAGAACUCUACGGACAUCAAGAAAUCCCGAAAGUAUCA
Cooperia oncophora is the source of this 141-nucleotide messenger RNA. NCBI's taxonomy places the organism in Eukaryota, Metazoa, Nematoda, Chromadorea, Rhabditida, Trichostrongylidae. The record is from the annotation of a GenBank genome assembly.